Messenger RNA from Bombina bombina (fire-bellied toad), 1621 nucleotides. RefSeq names its product sperm associated antigen 7 (gene SPAG7). The record is from RefSeq and is a predicted model, not a curated record. Gene Ontology annotation, molecular function: nucleic acid binding. Lineage: Eukaryota; Metazoa; Chordata; Amphibia; Anura; Bombinatoridae.
CGCCCCCGUAAACAGAAACAAAGAUGGCGGAUCUCCUUGGUUCCAUACUCAGCUCUAUGGAGCGACCGCCGCAGGUCGGCGAUCAAGAAACCAGACGCAAGGCCAGAGAGCAAGCUGCAAGACUUAAAAAGAUGCAAGAGCAUGAGAAGAGACAGAAAGUGGAAUUUAGGAAACGGAUGGAGAAAGAAGUGUCUGACUUUAUUCAGGACAGCACGCAGACCAAGAGAAAAUUCCAACCCAUGGGGAAGAUUGAGAGAAGCAUCCUACAUGAUGUGGUGGAAGUAGCUGGUCUGACUUCUUUUUCAUUUGGAGAAGAUGAGGAAAGCAGAUAUGUCAUGAUUUUUAAGAAGGAGUUUGCUCCCUCUGAUGAAGAGUUAGAAGCUUACCGUAAGGGUGAAGAGUGGGACCCACAGAAAGCUGAAGAGAAAAAGAAAUUAAAGGAGAUGGCACAGAAAGAGGCAGAAGAAGCUGCUUUGAGAGCUCCAACAAGUGUAAAUCCAGCUACAGACUACAAGGAUAAAUAUAGCCACCUAAUUGGAAAGAUUGCUGCAAAGGAUGCUGCCCAUACCCUUGAAGCCAACAAAGCAUAUGGAUGUGUUCCUGUUGCAAACAAGAGAGAUAAACGCUCCAUAGAGGAGGCCAUGAAUGAAAUUCGCAAGAAGCGCCAUAAGAAUGAGGAUGGAGACGCGGCUUCUGGAAGUCUUUGAACACGUUUCAUUUCCCCUCUCCUGCCUGGCCCCAGCUCUGCCUCAGGAAACUUUCAUUGAUGAUUUUUUUUAUUUGAGAUGGAGAAUUGUUUUAAAUUAUUUUAAACUUCUUUAAUAUUGGAGGAAAUGUCAGACCAAACUGGUGCUGUCCUUAUUAUCCAUCUGUCAGCAGAAUUACAUGAAAAUGAUUUUUGUUUUUACUAUACGUUUGUGAUGACAUCUGCCACUGUUCCUCAGCCUCUUUGAAGGAUAUAAACAACCAAGUUUUAGCUAUUUUUCUAGAAGUCUAUCACAACAAAAAUAUCCGAGUGUUUUGUUUUUUUUAAAUGUAUUUAUCGAUAAACCUUUUUAUUUACUAGAAGGUGUAUCAGUUUGAGAGAAUUUAGCAUGAAAACAUUUGGAAGAUGCCUUAUUUAUGCUAGGAAGAACUCAUUGACAAUAAUUAAUAAGAACAUGGACCUUUAUGUAUUAUAUUUUUUUGGAACUUAUGACUUUUUAAUGGUGAAAGCUUGAGUUUUUAACAUAGUGCCAGUGUAAAACUUUUUCUGCUAUUCUCAUUUGGUAUCAAGAGUUCCAGCUCUUCAUUAUUAUUUUAAUAUUUUUUUUUAACCACAGUAACUUCAUAAAGUUUCUUAAAAAUGUGCAAUUAGAGGCUUUGCUUCACCUCAUCUAAUGUUCAGAUGGGGGUGUGAAUGUUUCGGGGGUUGUAUAUUCAACUGCCCUAUUCUUUGUAGACCUGGAGAGUUAUUGAAAGGGUGAUAUGCAAAGGAAGAUCUUCUUGGUGUAUUGUGUAUGCCCUCUGCUUGACCAUGCACCGCGCAAAUCCGUUCCAUGAAUAUAACAAUUCAGCAACAUCACCAUUAACUCUUCACUUUGGAAAAAUAUUCAAAUAAACCCGUACUUCUAUAUCUGAA